Molecule: messenger RNA, 990 nt
Organism: Elgaria multicarinata webbii
Lineage: Eukaryota; Metazoa; Chordata; Lepidosauria; Squamata; Anguidae
Product: vomeronasal type-2 receptor 26-like
Exons: 2
Coding region: 1-990 (329 amino acids)
Biological process (GO): G protein-coupled receptor signaling pathway
Cellular component (GO): plasma membrane
Molecular function (GO): G protein-coupled receptor activity
Source: RefSeq, a predicted model, not a curated record
AUGUUCGUCCAGCAAGGGAAGCAAAUGUGUUGCUACGAUUGCGUUGAGUGCCCCCAAGGGAGGAUUUCAACCCAGAUGGAUGCAGACCAGUGUGAGAUGUGCUCAGAAGAUCAGUAUCCAAACAAGAACCAGGACCGAUGCAUUCCCAAAGAAAUAAGCUACCUAUCUUAUGAAGAGCCCUUGGGAGUAGUUCUGGCUUCCUUAGCUCUUGUCUUUAUUGUGAUUAUAGUUGUUGUGAUCGUGAGCUUCAUUCAGCACCACAAUACACCUAUCGUCAAAGCCAACAACUGGAGCAUCACGUGCGCCCUGCUCUCCUCUCUGCUGCUCUGCUUUCUAUGCUCCUUCUUGUUCAUUGGGAGGCCUGGGAAGGUGACCUGCCUGCUCAGGCAAACCAUGUUUGGCAUCGUCUUCUCCAUCGCAGUUGCUUGUGUGUUAGCAAAGACCAUCACUGUGGUUUUGGCCUUCAUGGCCACAAAGCCUGGAAACAGGAUGAGAAGAUGGGUUGGGAAGAGACUGGCUCUAUCAGUCAUCAUUCUCUCUUCUCAUAUCCAAAUUGGCAUCUGUGCUGUGUGGCUGGCAACUUCUCCCCCCUUCCCAGAGUAUGACAUGCACUCCCAGGUUGACAUGAUCAUAGUUCAAUGCAAUGAAGGCUCAGCCCUCAUGUUCUACAUUGUCCUGGGCUACAUGGGUUUUUUGGCCAUCAUCAGCUUCAUGGUGGCUUUCUUGGCCAGGAAGUUGCCUGAUACUUUCAAUGAAGCCAAGUUGAUCACUUUCAGCAUGUUGGUCUUCUGCAGUGUUUGGGUAUCUUUUGUGCCCACCUACCUGAGCACCAAGGGGAAAUAUAUGGUGGCUGUGGAGGUCUUCUCCAUUUUUGCCUCUGGUUCUGGCUUAUUGGCUUGUAUCUUCCUCCCCAAGUUCUACAUGAUUAUAUUCAGGUCAGAGCUGAACACCAGAGAGCAAUUAGUAAGGAAAAGGAAUGGUUACAAUUGA